Eremomyces bilateralis CBS 781.70 is the source of this 1997-nucleotide messenger RNA. Its product is annotated as alpha/beta-hydrolase. The transcript is spliced from 6 exons. The record is from RefSeq and is a predicted model, not a curated record. Bases 148 to 1767 code for a protein of 539 amino acids. NCBI's taxonomy places the organism in Eukaryota, Fungi, Ascomycota, Dothideomycetes, Eremomycetales, Eremomycetaceae. Gene Ontology annotation, molecular function: cholinesterase activity.
CCGAUAUUAUACCUACAUAAUUGAUGGACCCAUCAUCUGCUAUAUACCAACGUAGGAAGACAAAAAUUUGUGAAAUGGAACAUAUAUGGCUGUGCUCGGCCACACCAUGAACUCCAUGUUGUAGAAGGCUAACCCACGAAAACGAAGAUGCUGUGGAGUACAAGAUCGCUUGUGGCACUCGCUGCCAGUUUCACGACAUUUGUACAGUCGUGUCCCGCUUGGACGGUUGGUCAAGAAGUCGAAACAACCAGUGGAAAGGUCAAAGGCAUCGAAUCGCCCUGGCCAGCCAAUUCUAAGGUAUCGGCAUAUCUUGGGAUUCAGUAUGCAGAACAUCCAGAGGGACAGUUGCGGUUCGCGGCUCCAAAACGUUUCUACGGAAAUGGAUCUAUCCCAGGAGACAAAUUUGUCGGUUACUGUUUCCCAUUCAAUCAUCCGAAGCUAACGAGCCAUACCAGCGGGACUUCAGCACUUGCGGCAUAUGGGGAAGGAAUGGGAGGGGGGGCAGACCAUGUCUACAGCGAAAAAUGCCUUAGUGUCAACGUUUGGACAAAACCGCAAACCGGCGAAGCAAAAAAAGCGGUCCUUGUGUGGAUAUACGGAGGAGGGUUUUCCGCUGGGACUUCCAAUGCACCAUUCUAUGAUGGCGGUAAACUAGCCGCGGAAGAGGAUGUUGUAGUCGUGAGCCUGAAUUAUCGCACCAAUCUUUUCGGUUUCCCUGGUGCUCCUGGAAUUCCCGAGCAGAACUUUGGACUUCUCGACCAACGAGUGGCUGUAGAAUGGACACGAGACAACAUCGCUGCGUUUGGCGGAGAUCCUAAUCGUAUCACCCUCUUUGGAGAGUCGGCUGGUGGAUCUUCGGUUGACAUGUAUGCCUAUGCUUGGACGAAAGACCCUAUUGUAUCCGGCUUCAUUGCUCAAUCUGGGACCGCUGGAAUCCUACAAUCGACUGGUAACGUCUCCUCAGCAUGGUACCAGAUCUCGAGAAGUGUUGGAUGCGGAGGGGUUGAAGCCGGAAAUGCAACCGUCGACUGUAUGCGUCAGGUGGACUCCGCAAAACUGAUGGAUGCCCUUGGUAAUAUCUCAACUGGAACCGGUAUUGCUGGCGUAACGUCAUUUGGUCCCAUGCCGGAUGAAAAGGUUGUCUUCAGAAAUUAUACCACCCGAGGACAAGCAGGAAACUUCAUCAAAAAACCACUAAUUGUAGGAAAUACCGAUAAUGAAGGGGGCCUCUUCACAUACAUGGCAUCUGCGGCAGCCGGCACGUCCAAUUCCAGUGGAUCCGGAGGUCUGAGUCUUCCUACACUCCCUGGGGGCUUUAAUCCCAUUGACUUGGUCUUGUCUUGUCCGUCGGGGCCAGCGGCGUUGGUUCGUGUGCAGAACAAGGUUCCAGUUUGGAGGUUUCGGUAUAUGGGAGUCUGGCCGAAUACAGCCCUCUCUCCAGAUACAGGUGCCUAUCAUUCGAGUGACGUGCCGAUGGUCUUUGGAGCAACCGAUCGUAAAAGAGGAGCUUCACCCAAUACACCUGAACAAGAGGCAACCUCAAAAUUCAUCAGGCACGCCUGGGCAACAUUUGCCAAAGACCCUGCAGCGGGUCUUCUCGGGCUCGACUGGCCGACAUAUGAGCCCGCCAAGGAUACAUUGCUCCGGAUUGGAUAUAAUAAUCAAUCUACUUUGAACUUGGCCAAAGGCGACACAUAUGACGCUGGUUGCAACCUGCUUGGUGAUUUGGGUGCUGGUCUCCCUGGAAGGAGACGAAGGCGCGUUUGAACUUGGAACUGAAUUGAAUGAGACAAGGCAAAUGAUGCUUGCAGUUGACAUGAAAGAGCGUCCGUCAAGAACGUUUGAUCAUAUGGCGGAUCCAAUGAUCCAUUUUGGAACAACCUUCAACUUUUGAACGUGACAAUGUGACACAGCGCAAUCGAGAGUAACACAAACAAGGACAAGGCUGAGGGCAAUCGAAUGAAUGAUGGAUCUAUCGCAAGGGUUUGACUCCAAAU